Numida meleagris (helmeted guineafowl) is the source of this 8189-nucleotide messenger RNA. RefSeq names its product neuronal cell adhesion molecule (gene NRCAM). The record is from RefSeq and is a predicted model, not a curated record. Gene Ontology annotation, molecular function: cell-cell adhesion mediator activity. Gene Ontology annotation, biological process: brain development; cell-cell adhesion. The transcript has 33 exons. Bases 386 to 5923 code for a protein of 1845 amino acids. Lineage: Eukaryota; Metazoa; Chordata; Aves; Galliformes; Numididae.
AGCAGGGAAAAAAAUAUACAAGAUUUUGUGAUGGUGUUAGUACACAUAAGAUUACUGAGGUCUCUACUAACUUUGGAUGCUGAAUCAUUUCCAUCCUUUUUAGAUGGAGAAAGGUAGCUGAAAAAUGUGGUAGAAAACUUUGGAAAAUGCACUUGUAGCUGAAGACUGAGCAUUAAAACACUUAAAGUAGAGAAAAAGGCAAGACAGUAAGGCAAAAGACCAGCUAUACAACAGAGGGAAGGAAAAGUGAAUGCACAGAUCUUGCUUAGAAGUUUUUUUGUACGAAGGUUUCUUGUCUAUAUUUACGUAACUAUUCCAAGCUACCUAGUCUAAUGAAGUUGGACUUCGUUUAUCAAGUGUGAUUUACUCAAUAGAGCCUAAAAUCAUGAUGAAAAGGAAGAGCAUAUCUGCAAGCAAAGCUUCCGUGGUUUUCUUUCUGUGCCAAAUGAUUUCUGCAUUGGAUGUACCUCUUGACUCAAAACUUCUAGAAGAAUUGUCUCAGCCUCCAACGAUAACUCAGCAGUCUCCAAAAGAUUACAUUGUUGACCCUCGAGAGAAUAUUGUAAUACAAUGUGAAGCAAAAGGAAAACCACCUCCUAGCUUCUCCUGGACACGCAAUGGAACUCAUUUUGAUAUAGAUAAAGAUGCACAGGUAACAAUGAAGCCAAAUUCAGGAACCCUUGUCGUAAAUAUAAUGAAUGGUGUGAAGGCAGAAGCAUAUGAAGGAGUAUACCAGUGUACAGCAAGGAAUGAAAGAGGAGCAGCCAUUUCCAACAAUAUUGUUAUACGGCCAUCUAGGUCCCCUUUGUGGACUAAAGAAAAACUAGAACCGAAUCAUGUUCGAGAAGGUGAUUCUCUAGUACUACACUGCAGACCUCCUGUUGGCUUACCACCACCUAUAAUAUUUUGGAUGGAUAACGCUUUCCAAAGGCUGCCUCAAAGUGAAAGAGUUUCCCAAGGUCUAAAUGGAGACCUUUACUUCUCUAAUGUACAACCAGAAGACACUCGUGAGGACUAUAUCUGCUAUGCGAGAUUUAAUCAUACACAAACUAUACAGCAGAAACAACCCAUUUCUGUAAAAGUCUUUUCAAUGGAUUCAUUGAAUGACACUAUAGCUGCUAAUUUGAGUGACACUGAUAUUUAUGGUGCCAAGCCAGUUACAGAAAGGCCACCAGUUCUUCUUACACCAACGGGCAGCACAAGUAACAAAGUGGAACUUAGAGGAAAUGUUCUUUUGUUGGAAUGCAUUGCAGCAGGAUUACCCACACCAGUAAUCCGCUGGAUUAAAGAGGGUGGCGAACUGCCAGCCAACAGAACGUUUUUUGAAAAUUUUAAGAAGACUCUCAAGAUUAUAGAUGUCUCUGAAGCCGACUCUGGGAAUUAUAAAUGUAUAGCAAGAAAUAUAUUAGGUUCUAUACAUCACGUCAUUUCAGUAACUGUAAAAGCUGCCCCGUACUGGAUAACAGCACCCAGGAACUUGGUCUUAUCUCCUGGAGAAGAUGGAACAUUGAUCUGCAGAGCUAAUGGCAAUCCAAAACCUAGUAUAAGCUGGUUAACAAAUGGUGUUCCCAUAGCAAUUGCCCCAGAAGAUCCUAGCAGAAAGGUAGAUGGCGAUACCAUUAUUUUCUCAGCUGUGCAAGAACGGUCAAGUGCUGUUUAUCAGUGCAAUGCUUCUAAUGAGUAUGGAUACUUGCUGGCAAAUGCAUUUGUGAAUGUUCUGGCUGAGCCACCAAGAAUUCUAACUCCUGCUAAUAAGCUGUAUCAAGUCAUCGCAGAUAGUCCUGCAUUAAUAGACUGUGCCUAUUUUGGUUCACCUAAGCCUGAAAUCGAAUGGUUUAAGGGAGUGAAAGGUAGCAUCUUGCGUGGAAGUGAAUAUGUUUUCCAUGAUAAUGGAACCUUGGAAAUUCCAGUGGCUCAGAAGGAUAGUACUGGCACAUACACAUGUGUUGCAAGGAAUAAAUUAGGAAAGACACAAAAUGAAGUACAACUGGAAGUUAAAGACCCAACGAUGAUAAUUAAACAGCCCGAAUACAAAGUGAUUCAGAGAUCUGCCCAGGCUUCAUUUGAGUGUGUCAUAAAACAUGAUCCUACCUUAAUACCAACAGUUAGAUGGUUGAAAGACAAUGAUGAACUGCCAGAUGAUGAAAGGUUUCUAGUUGGUAAAGACAACUUGACCAUUAUGAAUGUAACUGAUAAAGAUGAUGGAACAUAUACUUGCAUAGUUAAUACUACACUGGACAGUGUUUCAGCAAGUGCUGUGCUUACUGUUGUUGCUCGGCCAAAUCCACCACUUGACUUGGAAUUGACAGGUCAGCUAGAAAGAAGCAUUGAACUCUCAUGGGUACCGGGAGAAGAAAACAACAGUCCCAUUACGAACUUUGUGAUUGAGUAUGAAGAUGGACUGCAUGAGCCAGGGGUAUGGCAUUACCAGACGGAAGUUCCUGGAUCUCAGACAACUGUACAGUUGAAGUUGUCUCCAUAUGUCAACUACUCAUUCCGUGUGAUUGCUGUCAAUGAAAUUGGUAGAAGUCAGCCAAGUGAACCAUCUGAGCAGUACCUGACAAAAUCCGCAAACCCUGAUGAAAAUCCUUCUAAUGUACAAGGGAUAGGCUCAGAACCUGAUAAUUUGGUAAUAACAUGGGAGUCUUUAAAAGGUUUUCAGUCUAACGGACCAGGACUUCAAUACAAAGUCAGCUGGCGCCAGAAGGAUGUUGAUGAUGAAUGGACAUCUGUUGUAGUUGCAAACGUGUCUAAAUAUAUUGUGUCUGGUACACCAACUUUUGUUCCCUAUGAAAUAAAAGUACAGGCUUUAAAUGACCUGGGAUAUGCACCAGAGCCAUCAGAGGUUAUUGGACAUUCAGGGGAAGACUUGCCAAUGGUUGCUCCAGGCAAUGUGCAGGUUCAUGUUAUUAACAGCACAUUGGCAAAAGUGCAUUGGGACCCUGUUCCACUAAAAUCUGUCCGAGGACAUCUUCAAGGGUAUAAAAUUUACUACUGGAAAAUACAGAGUCUAUCCAGAAGGAUUAAGCGACAUGUAGAAAAAAAGAUCUUGACUUUCAGGGGAAACAAGACUUUUGGAAUGUUGCCAGGGCUAGAGCCCUAUAGUUCUUACAAGCUGAAUGUUAGAGUUGUUAAUGGUAAAGGAGAAGGACCAGCAAGCCCAGACAAAGUCUUUAAAACUCCUGAAGGAGUUCCCAGCUCACCCUCCUUUUUGAAGAUUACUAAUCCAACACUGGACUCUCUGACUCUAGAGUGGGGUUCGCCUACCCAUCCAAAUGGUGUUUUGACUUCAUACAUACUGAAGUUUCAGCCAAUUAACAACACGCAUGAAUUAGGUCCCUUGGUAGAGAUAAGAAUACCUGCCAAUGAGAGCAGCUUGAUAUUAAAAAAUUUAAAUUACAGCACACGAUACAAGUUUUACUUUAACGCACAAACAUCAGUUGGAUCAGGAAGUCAGAUAACUGAGGAAGCAGUAACAAUUAUGGAUGAAGCCGGUAUUCUUCGUCCUGCUGUAGGUGCAGGCAAAGGAUAUUCAGAAACCCUUUUUGCAACCUCCCCAGUCAUGCAUACUGUCCGUCCAACUUUCUAUAAGGUGCAACCACUUUAUCCAAGGAUCAGAAAUGUUACAACAGCUGCUGCUGAGACCUAUGCCAAUAUCAGUUGGGAGUAUGAGGGACCAGAUCAUGCCAACUUUUAUGUUGAAUAUGGUGUAGCAGGCAGCAAAGAAGAUUGGAAAAAAGAAAUUGUAAAUGGUUCUCGAAGCUUCUUUGUGUUAAAGGGUUUAACACCAGGAACAGCAUAUAAAGUCCGAGUUGGUGCUGAGGGCCUGUCUGGUUUUAGGAGUUCAGAGGAUCUGUUUGAGACAGGUCCAGCAAUGGCAAGUCGGCAGGUAGAUAUUGCUACUCAAGGAUGGUUCAUUGGACUUAUGUGUGCUGUUGCUCUUCUUAUCUUGAUUUUACUGAUUGUUUGCUUCAUAAGGAGGAAUAAAGGUGGCAAAUAUCCAGUGAAGGAAAAAGAGGAUGCACAUGCUGAUCCAGAAAUACAGCCUAUGAAGGAAGAUGAUGGAACAUUCGGUGAAUACAGGUCCAUGUCUGCUUGGACAGGAAAGAAAAUGGACAAGGAAAAGAAAAGAAAAGGUAGCUGUGCCAGUUCUUCUGAAGCAGACCCUGUCUUUACCAAAGCAAAGUCUGUGAGAUCUGACAGAUCCAACUUCUUCAGAAGGUCAGGGGAUCAAUACUCCAACAUCAGAUCAGAGACCUCCUGCUCCAGCAGGAAGGCUAGGCAGUCUUCAGAGCUUAGAAGGGCUAAUUCUGUCUCUGCUUACCUCUGCCAAGAGGAAAAGAGGUCAGACAAAUGGAAAUGCAGGCAUGGCUCUAGACGUCAUGCUUCUGAGCAACAGAUAAUGGGUUUGGAUGAGGGCUCAAAUUCUCUGGCAGGACAUCCACCCCCUUUCCACCAACACCUCAGCUGCAACUCAAUUCAUGGCUCACUGGCAAGGCAGCAUUCUUCUCUACAGCACCGGUUCAGCCAGACCCCAGACUACAGCUCAGAUUCAGAAGACACCCAGAGCUCCAGCCACCGGAAGGUAAGACCUUCUGCUACUACUAAUUUCUCUGAAUCUGAAAAGAAUUCAUUAAUAAAAUCUGUAAUUUUGCCUGAGCUAGCUACUGUCUUAAAGGAUGCACUCACAGCAGCCAGACAAAGUAUAACUUCUGUGGCACAGACUAGGUCCCACACAGUAAAGCAUCCGAGGAUACCAAUUACAGAAGUUCCAGUGGUUCCUCUAGAAGCAACUGGGAGCAGUUCCCAAACUUUUGAGUCUGACUAUAUGGAGUGUUUAAAAGAUCAAGCCACUUCUAAGAAGGAGAAAAUUGAGGCUUACAAGGCUUUGGAGGUUGAUUCAUCCACUGAAGAUGAAGAGGUGUCAUCUGAAUCCCCUACAGAAGUUGAAGAAGGACCAGAUGCUGUGCGUAAGUUUGGCAUGGAGCAUCAGAGUUAUCUGUUCAAGCACAUUAAAAGAGUGUUAAUGCUGAAAACUUCCAAAGGUGAAUGCCCUUCAGAAGAAAUGCCUAUCUUAUCUGAAGAAGGCAAUAUAGAUAAUGCACUUCCUAUCCAUUCAACAGUGGAAAAUCUCAUCUGUAGGAUUUGGGGUAAUCCUGAGGCAAAACAUGAAGCCCCAGAAAUCCUACGUAAGUUGUAUCCUCUUCCAGUGGAUAAAGCUACUUUGUGGGGGACCUUGCCUAAGGUAGACAGGACAUUGAUUACUGGUGAUUCUGUGCUUUCAAAGCCUGCUAAUAUGGAUGCUCUCCCUAAAGAUCUUACUGAUAGAAAGAUUGAGGAAGAAAUUAAGAGGUCUUUCAAGCUGGUUGCAGCCCAGCUUGGAGUGUCUAUCUACUGCACUUAUGCUUCUAGAGCAUUACUGGUAUGGCUGGAGGAAGAACAAGCCAGAGUCAAAAGAAAAUGGGUCCCAUCUGGUGCCAUACAGAGGAAGCGCAGACUGUGUAAACUUGCAGCUAAUUUUAUCCAUGAUGCAGCUGAGGAUUCUCUUAGACUCACAGUUAAAAAUAUGGCAUGCCUCACAGUAGCCUGGAGGGCUAUUUGGCUACGUCCUUGGACCUCAUCGCUAGAUCUCAGAUGCCAGCUGCUGUCUUUACCAUACACUGGUGGCAAGCUAUUUGGUGAAUCCUUGGUCCAGAUCAUGAAGGACUUUGCAGAACAGAAACAUUCCUUACAUCAGAUGAAAAAAAAACGCUCUUUUGACCAUUCGUUUUCUUAUCCUCACAAGUCUCUAAGUUCCUUGCGUUCUCCUCCAAAGUUUAAAGGAGGAAAGGGAAAAUACAAGGUCUCGCAAUCUUUUCAUUCCAGCUGUGAAAGGACAUCUCGUCUUCAGAGGGACACGAGACCAUCAAGAGGAACUUUCUAAGAAUAGCUAAGAAUAGCUUCCUUUCUCAGGAACUGGGGAGACUGAAAAAUAUGGAAAUACUGAAUAAACUCAAUAUUUCUGGAUAAGCAAGGCCAAUGCUUCGAAAAUGUGUUAUUUCAAAAUAAGAAUUAAAUUAUUAAAUGACUUAAAUUUUAAUUGCUAGUUAUGAUUUUCUAAAGAAGUUAUAGGGGAGGUUUUUGUCACAUUCAGCUUCUAGUAUUCCCAAUAUUCUUGGAGUGACUUGGACUUGUUUGAAAUUUUGCAGUCUUCAAUGAUGUUUCUUCUUCUGAGAGCAUAUUUACUGCAGAAAAUAGCGUAUUUUCUACCAUAUUGAUCUAAUGAAGGAAAAACAUAAUGUUCUCGGAAACAUCGAUGUUUCUGGAACCACAGAUUGACUGGAUGUACAGCGUUCCUGUGAUUGGUGGCAUGCACAGUUCCUCUAGAAGUAUUUCACUACAAUCCCAGUGGUUUUCUCAGUUGGAAAAAACAGUGAAUUUUGGACAUGUUUACACCAAGAAACUACAAGAAGUACAACAAGUAUUCUAAAUGCAUUUAUUUAAAUUUAAAAUAAAGACUAUACAGAGCUCCUGCUCAGGUCAGUGCAGCUAUAUAAAUCAACCUAAAUUUCCGUCCUGGGUCGUAAAUGAAGAGAGAUUAGGAAUAACUGGCAUCUACAGAUCUGUUGAUUCAGGGUGGAGAGAGUUUGCAGGCACGCAUUUCUUAUUUAGCUUUAUGAAAAUAGAGCUUUUUGCAUCUCUUCUUACAUGAUAUCCCAGUGUAUUUGUCCGCAAAGGAAGAUCAAACAGGACAAGGCAUCUGUAGUAGCAGGACUGCUAGUGUGGUUACACAGGAUAUUUGCACAUUUUGUUGAAUUCCUUUGCCUCUUUUCUUCGUCAUUUUGACAUGUUAUUUUUUCUAGAAAUUCCUAGCUACGCUAUAGGAGACUUUCUGGAAAUGGUUAGUGGAGAAUUCUGAGGCUGAUAAGUAACGUAUUAGUCUUCCUGCUUUAUCUAGGUUGACUAACAAUGAGGAUAUAGUUUGUAAAUACAACGGUAUUUUUUUCUGCUGUACUUACAGAAGUUUUAUUGCAGCCUAGGUUUGUUUCCACGGGGACCUAGCAAUGAUUUGUGCCUCACAACAACUAUAAGGUUGAUCCAUUCUAGCACUUGAGAUGAUGUCAGUAGACUGCCUCUGGAGGCUUCGUGUCUCUGAAUAGUCUGAUUGGAUUUGGCAGUGAUCUUACUGUGUCCUCAUUCACACAUGCAUGCUUUUUUUGAUGGUUCUUAUUUUAAUUCUUGAGCAUCUGUGUCACCUACUUUUUAAAAUCAGUUCUUUGUUUUCCCUUGGUACAGUUUUCCUCCAGAAAUAGCAAGGGUGGAAAGUUUGAUUAAAUUCGUCUCAAGCAGGUUUUUCUUUACAACUUUUUACUAGGAGUAGAACAGAUUCUUAGGCUAACAACUUUUUCAGCCUGCUUCCAGGAACAUAAUCUUCAGUUUUUGCAGCUUCUGCCAAGAUUGAAGAUUACAGACAUGCUCAGGAAAAUCUGCUCAGGAAAAAAAACCAAGAUAGAUGUACCUUUGUCUUAGGUAGAUUGGAAAUAGUACAAAGUUUUGAAAUCUGAAUUAUUUGCAUAAGAGUAUAGGGGAAAGUAUCAUCUGCACGGUCCUCGGGAUCUCUUAUCAAUUUAGGAGUGGGAGCAGACGUCCAUUAGUCAUUGGAUCAGAGGUUGUCCAGGAAUCUACAGGAAAGCCAUGGUGUAAUGAACUUCUGUGCCUUUAUAUGUGUGCUUAUACUUAAAUACUUCUGGUCUGUUGACCUGAAGGCACAAAACAAGAAAUUCACUCCCAACAAAUUUCUUCCUUGUCAUCCUCUUCCUGCAUCCAGUAUCCCAGACUACUUUACCCAUUUUGUUUGUUUUGUGUUGCCUUUCAUCUGACAGCUGUGCUAUAAGGAAACGUAGUAUAUUGCUAACCAUAUAUUGAGUUGUUUUGCAUGUCCAUGAGUGUGGCAAAGUUUAGUGGGAACUAGUUGCCUGCUGGACUGCAGAGGCAUCGUAAUACUGUCUUCCCCAUUCUGACUGGUUGCUGCAUGUGCCCAUAUCUAAGGAAGAAAAGUUGAAAAGUUGAAAGAAGAAAGGAGAUUACAAGUGAUGCAGAGGACCAUAAACCUCUAAAAAAAGGAAGCCGGACACCGUCAGACAGAACUGUGAAAAAAGAAGACAGUGAUGAUAGUUUAGUUGACUAUGGAGAAGGUGUAAAUGGCCAGU